Arthroderma uncinatum is the source of this 2592-nucleotide messenger RNA. RefSeq lists its product as uncharacterized. The transcript has a single exon. The record is from RefSeq and is a predicted model, not a curated record. Lineage: Eukaryota; Fungi; Ascomycota; Eurotiomycetes; Onygenales; Arthrodermataceae. Bases 1 to 2592 code for a protein of 863 amino acids.
AUGCAUUCACAGGAAUCUCCGAGUUACGAUACACACAACACUUCCUACAUGAUCUCCUCUGCGCCUCCGAACCCGUCGUUUAGUUUUCCGGCUCAACCGUCGACAGACAACAUGUCAAGCAGUUCACGUCGGGCAAGACGGCAGGCACCCGCUGCCCUACCUUCGUUUUCUUUCCCCCAGGCUCCCGCUGACUCUGGUGCUGCGGCUGCGGCUGCGGCUGUGACGGUGCCUGCUGCGGGGCCGGUCUCUCCCACGCUCGUUGAACCCGCCCCUCAGCUGCAUACAAUCGGUCACCGUCGACUACCCAGCGAACUGCUUGGUGAUGUGUCCGCCCAGGCAGCCAUCAACAAUACCAUGACAGCACCUUCAGCACUCCCUCAUCCGGGUCCUGGACUUGCUGCUGGCCAGGGUCGAGGAGCACGCAGGCAUGCCCACCGCAGAUCACAGGCAAUAUCAAGUGUGGAUUUGACUGCAGUGGCCAAAGCGUUCCCACCAGUUCCUGUCUGUGGAAGCGUACCGACCUCGCCCAUCCUACCGUUCGCCAGUGAUAAGAAUGCCAAACUCUCAUCACGGUCUUUUCCGGAUAUGUAUACCUCCCAAGCGUCCCCGAAGCGGCCCAUGCAGCAGACAGAGCCGUCCUGCAAAGACGAGGUUCCCGAAGUACCGCCAGCCCUCCGCCGCCCACUCUCAACAAUAUCGUCAGAGAGCAGCGUCUCAACCGUCCGUCCCAACCAGAUAUUUUCUGAUCGUUCCGGCUCCGGGCAGAGAAGUGGUGCAACCUCCCCUCAGAAUGAACCCUCGGCUCGGCCUAAAACUGCCGGCGCACAGCUGGCCAUGAAGUGGAAAACUUUCAAUCCUUCCAAUGAUAACGAAGUCGCCAAACGACCGCUCUCUGCUUCAGCAUCUAUGGCCUUGAACUUCAACCUGGCAGACGCUACAAAGGCCCAGGAGGCCAAGGGUGUCUCUGCUGCUAACGGCCCGGAUGUAUCAGACGGCGAGACGACUGAUGCUGAAACGUCCACAAUAACUCAACAACGAACAUCACACGAGCGAAAACCGUCGAAAAAGCAAAAGAAAAAGCGUUCUUGGACCGGCAUCCUGACUCGCAAGGGAAAGAAGCGUUCGUCGAAGAAACAGUCUCGCAAGGCGCCUACCCCUCCACCAGUGCUUACAAGAACCAACUCGGAGCUCGGAUCUAUGUAUGGUGUCGAUUUCGAUCAAGAUAACACAAUAGUAAUCCGCACUCCCACCGCCCAAAAUGCUCCAAAAAGUCAACGAUCAGGUGAAGCAGCUUCUACUGAUGCCAGCCUGGAAACCGCAUGGAAACCAAAAAGCUUCUAUGAGCAACAAAGCAACCCUGACAUAUUUAGCCCUGUUAUCGAUCUCGAUGCUGCCCUGGGUCCAUUCAAUACUCCUGAAAUGGGGCAUGAACGGAACAUCACUAGCGGCUUCGUGAUCGCCACAAAACGGAUGUAUAGCGGUGGACGUCGGGGUGAAUUCGUGGGCCCAGAAAUGCGAUACCACAGACGGGCAGAGAGUGCGCCGGAAAUGCCGCCGUUCGACCGCAGUUUCCUUAGUAACUCUCGAUUCGGUCUGUCGGCUGCCAUUGAGAACCCAGAUGUGUUUGAUGAGGAGGAAGAGGAUGCCUUUUUGGCUCAGAACGAUGACCAGCCCAAGAAGAACUCCGGUUUGGCAAAGGCAGACGCAACUGAUAGCGAAUCAUCAAGCGAGGAGGAAGAAAGUGAUAGUGAAGGAGCUGGCUUGGGCAUCCAAGUAGUCGACUCCAGCCAUCCACCAGACCUUUACCCAGCCUCUGUUGAAAGCCGCCCCAGUACCGCCCAGGUCGUCACUCCUCGCACCCCCUAUGCUCAACCUAUCGAUUUCGAAUCCCAGUCCCAACGCAGCAAUAGCAACAGCACUACCUAUCACCCUGGUAGCGUUGGCAUCGUAGGCUCGGAUUCUGGUCAAACUUCCCCACGCAAUUUUGACGAAAAGCGCCCCUCCACCUCCCCCGAAUUCAUCUACAACAUCUCGAACGCUACAAACCUUACGACUGCCCCUUCAAUCAUACCUCCAGUGCCUAUGAUCCCACAGGCAUUCCCUUCCCCCGCCCCGUCAAACAUAUCCUUCGACGCUCCCCGCCUCAACACUGCAUCUUCCUCCAUCACAGACCGCCAACCCAGCUCGGGCUCCGUCUACUCCGGCGAGCCAGGAUCAGACUACCUCCAAAACUCCAUCGAGGAUGUUCCGUCCCUAACGAGCUCCUCGUCAACGAUGACAGGAAACAUCCCUCGCCUUCCCAGCGCCAUCUAUGGCCGCAACCCAGGCGACCGGGCCGCCUCCUUCUCCCAUGUGCUACAAUUGAGCAGCAACAAUAGUCAUAAUAUCAACAAUAACCGGCCUAGCUCGUCAAAACGUGCCAGCAUAGUUAGCUUUUCGCGACUUGUUGGCGCUACUUCCGAGCGUAGUAAGCUCAGCUACGAGGAGAAGGCGCCUAUGGAUGAGCCAGACAAGCGCAAAAAGAAGGGCCACCGAAUCAGUCGGUUGAUGCAGUUCUGGAAAGUGAAGGAUAAAGAUAGGCGGAGGGAGUAG